Molecule: messenger RNA, 1179 nt
Organism: Ostreobium quekettii
Lineage: Eukaryota; Viridiplantae; Chlorophyta; Ulvophyceae; Bryopsidales; Ostreobiaceae
Source: the annotation of a GenBank genome assembly
UGGAUUCAGCAAGUGACCCUGAGUUGGCUCGUCUACGACUUGACCUCCUCCGGUGCCAUGUUGGGCACGCUGAACCUGGUACGGUCGAUUGCUACGGUGGGGCUAGCGCCCAUUGCCGGUGUCGCCAUUGACCGUUUUUCGCGGCGGGGGCUGCUCUAUGCCACGAGUCUCUGGCUCUGUGCGAUCAGCUUUGGAUUUGGCAUUGUGCUGCUGGGCAACCCACGCGUCGUCUGGCCACUCUUCCUCUUUAGCUUUCUUGGCGGUAUUGGACAAGCCGUGAGCAUGCCGCUGCGUCAGACCGUCGUCUUUUCGGUGGUGCCGCGCCCCUUGGCUCCCAGCGCGGUGGCCCUUGUACAGACGGGAUGGGCUGUCAUGCGCUCGCUGGGUCCAGCCAUUGGCGGCUUUCUGAUCCUCUGGUUUGGCCCAGCGGGGAACUUCUUUGUGCAGGCGGUGGCCUACGCACUCGUCGCCGUCACCGUCUUCAAGCUCACGUUGCCCUAUGAAAACAUGGACACGGGCAAAGCAGACCCUGGGAAGGCACAGGCACGCGGUUCCUUCCGCGAGGGCUGGAACUACAUUGUCAAGGAGCCGACGACUCGCGCCUUUAUCUUGAUGAGUUGGGUAUUGCCCCUCUUCAUCAUCCCCAAUUUUAGCGCGCUGCCGCCGAUCUAUGCCAAGGAUGUCUUUGCGGGCGGGCCAGAUACACUGGGGAUCCUGCUCUCUGCAGUGGGCGUGGGUGGCAUUGUGGGUGGCUUUGUGACCGCCUCACUGGGCAAACAGGAGCGACGCGGUCUGUUACAAUUGGCGUCGCUGCUGCUACUCGGCUUCUCGCUGGUUGGCGUCGCUGUGAGUCCAGGAUUGUGGGGGGCGGUCAUCUGUAUGGGAUUGGCCGGUUUCUUCGAGAUGAUCUUCCUGACGAUCAAUAUGACCUUGCUUCAACUCUCGAUUCCCGAUGAGGUGCGGGGGCGGGUGACCGGGAUUGUCAGCCUGCGUUCCGGGUUAAUGCCUGUGGGCGCGUUUAUUGCCGGUGUGGGCGCGGAUUUUGUCGGGCCGCGUACCAUGGGUGUUGUGCUGGGUGGGAUUACGGGGCUGAUUGCGAUUGCGGUCUACUUUGGCUCGCCGAUCAUCCGGGAGUAUCGGUUGAGUCAGGCGAUGGAUGAAACAACAGCCAGGGAUUAG